Messenger RNA from Carya illinoinensis, 4747 nucleotides. Its product is annotated as telomerase reverse transcriptase. The coding region runs from base 709 to 4152 and encodes 1147 amino acids. Gene Ontology annotation, biological process: telomere maintenance via telomerase. Gene Ontology annotation, molecular function: telomerase RNA binding; telomeric repeat DNA binding. The transcript is spliced from 13 exons. The record is from RefSeq and is a predicted model, not a curated record. Lineage: Eukaryota; Viridiplantae; Streptophyta; Magnoliopsida; Fagales; Juglandaceae. Gene Ontology annotation, cellular component: telomerase catalytic core complex.
UCCGACGCGAUGUCGUUUCUGUUGAGACCAGAGGACCCCGACGACUACCUCAAACUUUUGAAUCGCUGCUUCAUUGUUGUCCCUGACGAUGAGCCCGCGCUCUCUUAUUUCCAUCCUCACUGUCGCUGGUCUCAAGCUCAAGUCUGUAUGCCUAUUAGCCUAUUUAUAUUCAUACACAUGUAUUGAGUCAUGCUUUAUGUGUCAAUACAUAUCAGCCUCUGUGUAUGUGUGGAAACAGACAGACUUUAAAUAAUUUAUUAGACGUUUGGGUCUUUGAGGUGGGGCACAAUGGCACAUUGAUAAUCAUAGCUAUACAGGGUUAUAUAUAUGUGUGUAUAUAUAUAUGUAUAUUUGUAAGGAGUGAAAAGAUCAAGGAAAAUAAUUUGUAAAAGAAAACAAAAUCGUGGCUAGUUCACGAAUUUUUUGCAAUUGUUCAGUUCAACCCAUGAACCAUCGAAUAAAUCAGAAAUAAAUUUUUACUCCUUUUACUUUUUAUUUUUUUAUUUUUUUGAUGACGGGGCAAUUGCCCCACCGGUGGAGAAUAGCACAACAACCCACCGCCAUGUCCUCCCACUCAAGUCACAGUUUGAUUCUGGGGGGAAUUGAAUAUGUGAUUGGGGCUCAUGCACACAAGUUCGCUGUUACCACUUGGGCUACCCACGGUUGGGUUACUCCUUUCAAAUUCUGAUUGUGCAAAGGGCUAUUGAAAUGAAGACGUAUGAUAAAGUCAUGUCUUCCAAUGUAGUAUGUGACGGUUAUGAUAAGGUUAAUCACUCGAGCCCCAUCAUGGAACUUUUGUCUUCUUCAGCAUGGUGCCUUUUAUUACAAAGGGUUGGGGAUGAUGUCAUGUUUUAUCUUCUAAAUCAUACAUCAGUGUUUUUACCACUUCCGAAUAAGAAGCACCGUCAAGUGGCAGGUCCUCCUAUAAGUAAGUUAUGCUAUGAGUUUUCAAAGCGAAGAUCAGAGUCUCAGUAUCCACAUACUUCACUCAUACAUUGCGGAUCCAAAAAGCAGAGGCCUUUAGUUGAAGACCAUAGCUCAUUGUCAGUGGCACAGAAAUUAAGUAGUUCUCCUAGUGUUGAUGAUCCCUCAAGUUCUGUAAGCUGGGAUGGCUCCAAUGCUAGCAGUGUUAUUAGAUCAUUUACUCGGCUUUACGGAGAAAAGCAUUCUCGAAUGAAUUUAUCUAAUGCAGAUACAGCAAUUACUGGAACUGGUACCCAUGACACCAGAGAUUUAGAUGAUGAAUUUCAAGAAUGCUCCAAUCAGAUUGCAGAAAAAUCUCGAAAGCGUUCCAGGCCAUUUAGUUGGCAGCGUUGCAGAAAACGAAGGCAUUUAAAAUCUGAAGAAACCAGUGUUAAGACCUCUUUUGCUACAAGUCGGUACAAAGAUGGCUUUUCCCAGGGGCUCCGGCGCGGAGGGAUUGCAAGCUUAAGUCAUCCUGGCAUGAUGCCAUGGGAAUGCUCUUGUUCUUUAGGAGUGCAAGCUCCCCAGUCCCUGGUAGUUGCCAAAGGGGCUCAUAUUAACAGGCAAUCCAUGUUUUAUGACUUGCAAUCUUAUUCAUCAGUUUUUCCUCGAAAGCAUAUACUAAGUUCUCUAAAGCCCAAUUUUUCUGAUGCAAAGUUUCUUAUUGGCAAUAUCUAUGGCGUAUCUGAACUAAAUGCGGGUGUUCAGUCAGCGCCAAGCUUCCCGAUUAGUGGCUUUAAUCUCACCGGAUAUCCCUGCCUGUACAAAUCACUUGUUAAGUUUCUUAAGAGUCUCAUACGCAGGACGCAUGGUUGCCAACAUUUCAGAUUAUUGGAUAAACAUUGUGUCGUUCCAGCAGUGAACAGUCAUUCUACUGGAAAAUCUUGUAUCAUUGUUGAGGGGGAUACGAUAAGGAAAAAUAUUUCAAAGAAUUCUUGUGGUUUUGAUGCUGCAAAUUGUGAGGAAACCCUGCCCACAAUCAGGCCUCAGUUUGCGGCAAAUAAGUCUUAUUGCUCGAAAACCCAGGUAGUGUCCUUUAUAUGGGCUGUUAUCAGGAGUGUAGUUCCUCCAGAGUUGUUAGGAACAACUUAUAACUGGAGAAUGCUAAGGAGAAAUAUUGCCAAGUUUAUUUGCCUUAGAAGAUUUGAGAAAUUCUCAUUGAAGCAGUGCAUGCAUAAAUUGAAAACAUCGAGGUUCCCAUUUCUAUCGACUCUACAUUUGUUGCCUAAAGGCUUAACAAAGUUGAAGGAUGCCACAAAUAUUUUGAAACACUAUCUUUUACAAAGCUGGAUCUUUUGGCUCUUUUCAUGUCUAGUGGUGCCACUUGUGCAAGCAAACUUCUAUGUCACUGAAACUGAGCAUGGAGAUCAAGAGGUAUAUUAUUAUAGGAAGUCUGUUUGGGAGAAGUUGAUGAAUAGGGCCAUCACUUGCUUGAAAGAUCAGAACUAUCUGGAAUUGGAUGUUCCAGCUGUUAGAAAUAUUAUAAGCAAAAGAUUAUUUGGUUUCUCAAAACUCAGACUUCGUCCGAAAGAGAAUGGAGUGAGGAUGCUGGCAAAUCUAAAGGCAUCAUCAAGAUUGCCAGCACAGGAGUCCUCUUUGGAAGAUCAAUCAUUUGGAAUGCGUAGAAAAGGAAAAUUUAAUCCAAAGAAAGUUAAAUAUAAUCAUUUCAAGUCUGUAAAUUGUGUUAUUCGCGAUACAUAUGCUGUUUUAAAAGGUCUGCAGUUGGAAGAACCAGAGAUGUUAGGAUCAUCAGUUUUCGAUUACAAUGAGGUCUAUAGAAAGUUAUGUCCAUUUUUUAUUGGUCUGAAGAAUGGAUCAACAAUAAUGCCUCGCAUAUUUGUUGUUGUUUCUGAUGUGUUAAAAGCAUUUGAUUCAGUUGAUCAGGACAAGCUGCUUAGUGUAAUGAAUGAUAUCAUACUGAAUGAUAAAUACCUUCUUAGACAGUCUGACCAGGUAGUGUGCACGAAGAAAAAUCUUUGGGUUCAUAAAAACCUUGUGUCGGUUAAUCAAAAUAUCGGCAUUACAAGAGUCAAAUCCUCUGUUCCCUUUCGAUCACUGCAUUCUGUGCUUGUUAAUCAGGAGUGGAGCAGAUACGUGAAAAAAGAAGAGCUAUUUUUCACCCUAAAGGAACAUGUUAAGUUCAACGUGCUGCAGUUUAAUAAAAAGUUUUACUUGCAAGGUUUAGGCAUUCCUCAAGGAAGCAUUUUGUCAUCUCUGCUUUGCUCUUUAUACUUUGGACAUCUGGAAAGGAAUGUGAUCUUUCCAUUCCUUGAGAAAACUUGUGAAUGUACUGCUAAAGAUUUACCUAGAGGACAUAUUUAUCGUGAUGCUUCUGAACAGGAAAGCAGUGUGGAUAAGUUUGACUCACCCCUGAAUUAUAUACUCUUAAGAUUUAUUGAUGACUUCCUUCUCAUUUCAACUUCAAAGAAGCAGGCCACUAGCUUCUUUUCCAGGUUGCAAAGAGGAUUUCGAAAUUACAACUGCUUCAUGAAUGAUGAUAAAUAUGGUCUCAAUUUUGAUAAUGGAUGCAUAUCAGGGGUUCCAUCAAACAGGGUUUCUGAGGGUGAAGAUGGCAUUUCAUUCCUUCGAUGGAGUGGGUUGCUUAUCAACUGCUGCACUUUAGAAGUUCAGGCAGACUACACAAAGUAUCUGAAUAAGCAUUUAAGUUCAACUCUUACUGUCUGCUGGCAAGGUAAACCAGGCCGUAAUCUGAAGGAAAAACUGUGUGGCUUUAUUAGACCUAAAUGCCAUCCUUUAUUCUUCGACUCAAAUAUUAAUUCGGCAGCUGUUGUCAGAUUAAAUAUGUAUCAAGCAUUUUUGCUAUGUGCAAUGAAGUUUCACUGUUAUGUUCGUGAAUUGUCGUACAUUUGCAAACUUCGCACUGGAUUCUAUGUAAGCAUUAUUGAAAGAUCUUUGAGGUAUAUGUAUGUGUGCAUAAAGAGACGGAUGCGAUCUGCAUCCCGUGGUUCUGAUUUCCGACCAACUUUUCAAGUGGAAGAGGGAGAAGUUGAAUGGCUUGGAUUAUAUGCCUAUAUCCAGGUAUUGAAGAGAAAAGAAUCUCGACAUAAAAAGUUGCUAUCUACACUAAGGUGCAAGUUCGCACAUAGAAUGCCCGGGAGUGUGCCAUCUCAACUAAAAUAUGCAGUUAAUGCGUCACAUUCCUCCUUAAUUUGGAAAAUUCAAUACUAAAUUCUUGGAGCAUAGGUGCAUACUUGAGUUUGUUUCUCUAGCCGGACAUUGAUUUGCUCCAAGUUUACAAAGCAGCAUCCGAACCCUCUGGUACACAUGCAGACGCAUCCAUAGGGAGAACUGGCACAAGUAGAAGAUAGAUCUAUAUAUUUAUACCAUUUAAUCAUUGGUCAAUCACAGACCAUUCGAUUGAAUGUUUUGUGUUGUUUUCUCAUGUUUCAGUCAGAAAUUGGGCGUUGGAAUAGAUACAAUCUUCUAAUAAGCAGGGACGAAUGAGGCUGAGUGAAGUGCAUGCACCUGAGGAUGAAAUCGUGAAAUUGAAGCUUUCAGUGGCUUGCCAAUUGUAGCAAUCAUCGUUUUGAUGGAUUUGCAAAACAGAAUGUGUUGAGUGUUCUGAGUUCAGAGCUAUUGAGUAUUCUUUCUUGGAUGCUCUCAUUGAUCAGCAUUCCAUGAUGGUUGUAUAGUAUGAUUUUUUUUUUCUUGUUUUUAUAUCUUUAUUGAUGUGGGAUGUUCAUGUGACAUACAAUAUAAAUAUUUAGUAGUUUUUUUAUUUAAUAAGAUGCUUAUGUACUCGACCGUCCAAUAUUCAAUGUUA